AAACACAUAAAGAUAAGAUAGUUUCUUCUUCACAAUCUUCAUCUCCUCAACCAUGUUUUCUCUCACUGUAAACUCCCCUAAACCUCUCUCCCUCUCCACCCCAUUUCUCCCUAGUCACCACCACCCCCCACCCUCCAUAACCCAUAAACCGAAUCUCAAUCCAAAACCCAUAACAGCACUCAUAAUUCCUCCUUCUUCAGGCCAACAACAACAAUAUUCAACCCAACAACAACAACAGCAACAACUUUAUCAGCCUUUUAGACCUCCUCCUCCACCUCUCCCACCCAAAUUCCGCAAUCUUGACACAAAUGGAAAGCUCGAAGUUCUAACUAACCGUCUUGGUCUUUGGUAUGAAUAUGCUCCUUUGAUACCUUAUUUAACAAGUGAAGGUUUCACUCCUUCAACUCUUGAGGAAAUCACUGGCCUUACUGGAGUUGAUCAGAAUCGGUUGGUAGUUGCUUCCCAAGUUCGUGAUACUCUUGUUGAGUCUGCUGCUUUAGACGAAGAAACGUUGUCGUAUUUUGAAUCUGGAGGUGCUGAGUUAUUAUAUGAAAUUCGUUUGCUCAGUGCUAGGCAACGAGCUGAUGCCGCAACAUUUUUGGUAAAGAACGGAUUUGAUGCAAAACAAGCUCAAGAUUUAGCUAGAGCAAUUAAAGAUUAUCCGCGUAGACGUGUGGACUAUGGUUGGGACAAGUUUAAUGGUGAUUCUCCUGGUGAUUGUUUGGCUUUUAUGUAUUUUAGAUUAGCUCAAGAAUAUGCUGCUGCGGCUUCUGAGGAUUUGAGAAGGUCGACAAUGGAGAAGGCAUUAGAAGUUGUUGAGUCUGAAAGUGCGAGGAAUUUGCUUGUAAUGGAGCUAGAAGGAAGUGAGGUUGCUAAGGAGAGUGUACUUGAUGAUGGGGUGACAGUGCCUUUGGUGAGAAUGAAGUUAGGGGAGGUAGCUGAGUCGACCAUUGUAGUGGUUUUGCCCGUUUGUAAGGCGGAGGGGAGAGAAGUGGAGGUGGAGGCGGCGCCAUGGGAAUGUGGUGGCAUAGGGGAUUUUGGUAUCGUGGAGGCGGAGAAGGAUUGGAGGAGAUGGGUGGUUUUGCCCGGAUGGCAACCUAUCGCGGGGUUAGAGAGAGGUGGAGUUGCAGUGUCGUUCAAGAGCGGGAACUUUUUGCCUUGGAGGGAGAAGAGCAAGUACAAGCAAGAGCCAGUUUUGGUAGUGGCGGAUAGGGGAAGGACAGAAGUGGCGUCGGAGGACGGGUUUUACUUGGUGGUUGAUGGUGGAGAUGGGAGCAAUGAGGAGGGAUUGAAAGUGGAAAGAGGGUCAACAUUGAAGAAAAGAGGGGUUGAACAGAGCUUAGGAAUUGUGCUUAUAGUAGUUAGGCCACCAAAAUGGGAAGAUGAAGAACAAUUGGGUGAAGAAGAUUGGGAUUAAAUUCAAGAAUGCCUUGUAAAAAUGCAGCCUUUGCUGUAUAUUGUCAAUGCAGAAAAUUGGAUUCACUGCAAUUUUCAUUUGAGACAAGUUGAAGAUCAUCUUUGAGCCUUCACUGCUAGAUUGGUAAGAUUGACUAGUUGAACACAAACUUUGUUCAUUUAGCAUUAUUGAUAUUAUCUAGUAUUUAGAAGCAAUUACAGAGAGUACAAAUUCAGGAUUCCAUUGAAGCUCACUUGCAGUUGAAGACCACCAAUAGUAAUCAAUUUUGAAUUGUAAUUGAAUAUAUGAGUUGUACUACAAUUAAGAUGAUAAAAAAAUUUCCCAUUGUAUCUUGUUCCAAA
Molecule: messenger RNA, 1758 nt
Organism: Nicotiana attenuata
Lineage: Eukaryota; Viridiplantae; Streptophyta; Magnoliopsida; Solanales; Solanaceae
Product: rubisco accumulation factor 1.1, chloroplastic-like
Exons: 1
Coding region: 53-1417 (454 amino acids)
Cellular component (GO): chloroplast
Source: RefSeq, a predicted model, not a curated record